CAUUUUCCUCCCUCCUCAAGUAUUGUUGUGUGAAUGCAUUCUCAGACUAUGAGUGAAACUUCGAAGUGCUUAGACGCUAUGCAAGCGCUUAGUGCAAUACAAAAGAUACCAAUGGAUAUUUCUUUAUGAAAGAACAAAAUGUGAUGCUCCUGUAAAAAAGUAAUUAAAAGUACGAAAUCCGCGUUGUGUACGCUGACGUCUCAGUACAAUUCGGUGUUCAAGUUUUCGAAAGUUAUCUAUGACUAGAGAACAUUGAUGUUUGGCUGUUCAAAACGUUUGAAAAGAAAAAAAUACGGGAAACGUCUAAAAUGGCAAACUGAAAAGCGCGCGUGCGUCAAUUUUCUCCACAGUUACAUACGAAUACAAUGAGAAGUCCGUGUUAUCAACGGUAGCAGAUAAACAUAUCGUAACGACCGUGAUGUAGGCCACCGAUCACUGCGACAAUAAUUCUAGGUACAUCACACAACUCUGUCACACAGAUCAACUUGCUGGCACAUAACGGCCACGAAAGUCGACAGGAAAAGCCAAAAAACCCGACCCGAGUCGAAUCGUGUCCGUGCCAUCGAACGGUAGGAGGAACAAAUGGUUCCAAAAACUUUUCCGCAACCAUCCCUUAAAAAGAAAAAAACGGACGAACGUUUCUAUUUUCAAGUGCAAAAAAUAUAUUUAGUGCAAAAGUGGGAAAAAUGCAGCCUUAUUUCCUAUACAGUUUAAUUGCAAAGGUGAAAAUUCGAUAAAACUACAAUCUUUAUACUGCAAACAACUAUGUCUAGUGAAACAGCUCAAUUAUUUCAUCCCAUGCAGUAAACAACUUUAAUAAAAUGAUAAAGAAAGAUUUCCGCCAAUGAAUAACAUGACCCCGAGAAAAGGUGGUUUCUCUUCAGGUUCACAAAGCAGAAAAAUGACACCAUAUUUUCCCAUUUGGAUACCAGCAGCGAAAAAAGAGCAGAUCGGCUUGCAAGACGCAACCGGGUGGGGAAAGAGAAAAGGGAGCGCCGAAGAAAAACUCCCGAUUAUCAGAGGCGAAAUCAGAUAUUUUACUUCGAUUUUUUCAUUAAUGUUUUCUGCUAUUACCUCUUGCAAUCACAAGUAGAUAACGGUUGGAAAACUCAUUCUCAUUGAAGUUGAAACUCCAUAUUAUCAGGGGUUGAAAGAGAACGCCAACGCAUUAUAAGUGCAUAACGGAGCAAACUCAGGAAAAGAAACAAGAAUUAACAAUAAUGCAGUGGUAGAAUUUCCUCUUGCAACGAUGGCAUUAAAUCUACGCGAAAAGUUACAAGUAAAAAGUUGAGAAUCGGGGCUCGAGAAAAGUGAAAUUGUAAAACGUCUAGUGAGCAAUGGUGAAGAUCUUAAAUCGAAACAAUUCAAGGGCUAUGAAGAAAAUUAAACAUCGAAAAUGGAAUGUUCUCCUGUAGCGGGUAAUAUAACGAAAGUAAUUACAAAUGAAUAGUAUAAUUAUAAAUCGUGGGCCUAAACAAAGUUGUUGUGCUUGUGAUAUUAUAAAAAAUAUAUGUGAAAAAUUUACUAAACACCUGAAACAAGAACAAUAUUUCCAUGACAAGAGAAACCCGGAAGGAAAGGUUGGAUGUUAUUCGAAAGAAAAGUCUGUGCCAGUAAACAUUUGUGUGUGUGUGUUUGUCCAAAGCAUAACUAACGAACGCAGUAGCUGCAAUAACAAAAAAAUUAUGAUGCUGUAAUAAACAUUCCUAGGAAUCAAAAAGCAGGUUCAAAGCUGCUUGAUAGUUUAGUUAAUUUGGAUAUUCUCUGAUGGGCACGCUUACGUCGUCCUCGACGACAACCACCUUUCCUGCCCCAAGAUCGAAAAUUUGCAACACGAGCAGCCAUGAAGAGGAAACGACUGAAGCCCGUCAGGCAACGGCCACGGCAGCGGUGGUGGCGGUGGCAGCGAUAUCCACCAUGGACCGAAACAGUCGAACUGACGCCAGUGGCCGAUCAGCAGCACUUGAAAGAGCCUAUGUGCACGAUGUGUACGAGCACUGCGAAGAACCGGUUGGCCAAAUACGACCGAAAGUGGCACAAUUCCUAGCAGGACUUGAACCCGGCUCAGUAGUGUGCGACGUCGGAUGUGGAAAUGGUCGCUAUCUCACCGGUUUCAACCCUACUAUCUGUACCAUUGGUGUUGACCGAUGCUACCGACUAGCGAAGGUCGGACGCAGUAAAGGAUCGGAGGUAGCAAUAUGUGAUAAUCUGGAACUGCCAUUUAGAGAUGAAUCGUUUGAUGCUGUUCUUUCACUGGCUGUUGUACAUCAUUUUGCCACCACAGAGCGCCGAGUCGGGGCAAUACGGGAACUGGCACGAAUCCUGCGCAUAGGCGGUCGCGUUAUCAUAACUGUUUGGGCCUUAGAACAACGACACAGACGUUUCGAGUCUCAGGAUGUGCUAGUUCCUUGGCAACCACCCCGUUCUAAAAAUUCCACUGUGUCUGACGAAGAAGAAGACGAAGACUUCCUUCCGCCAUACCACGCGUAUACGGAGGAUUCGACGAACUCAAGCCGCUCCGCUGGUGAUGGUGACAGUUCCAGUUUAUCAUCCUCGUCGCCGGGAGAGACGUGCUACAGCUUCGUUAGAAGAGCUAUACAGAAACUAGCUGGAAGUAAGAAAAGCCCAUGGUUUUUGGAAUCGUGGAGCUCGCGUGAAACAAAACACGACAGCAGUUUGGAAUACGAGGAUGCCAAGGAUCUACCAAUUGAACUGAGACGUCUAGAGGAUUUCGAUGACGUUCCGGAGCCACCAUUAUCUGCUGGCCUGAAAAGCCGGAGCUUAGGUAGUAUAUUAAAUACACCACCAAAAACCAUAGUUAGAUCACGUUCAAGUGUACCAAGUUUAGGUGCUCAAAUACCUGAAUCCAAAACAACACCUAGUGAGCCAUCAGCAUCCCGAAGACCAAAGCUUGUUAAACAGAAACCAUCUCUAUGCGAUGACGUAGAUUACAAACUGUGCGAAUCAGCACAGGCAUACCGGGACAUUAUAUUACGUAACGAGUCUAGAAUUCAACUGUUAAGAAAACAAAGCUCUCUGAAUGAGGAGCUCAUGGCUGAAAGCCGACUACGCGAGAAGGAGCGAAUUCGGAAACGGAUACAAAAACAAAUGUCCUUGAACGAAUCUUUCCUUUGUCGUUCACUGUUCACGAAACGACUCCAAGUGAUCAAGGAAGAGUUUACUACAAAAAUAAAAACAUCAACUGGUAGCCUAGAGCGAGUGACGAAGAAUGGAUUUGUUAAGAUAAUGCAAAACAUAAAAGCUACCGCUCAAGCUCACCAUGGCAAUACACAUCCACAUAGCCGAUCUUACGACUCGUACGUGCCCGGAUAUUCGCCAUACAGUCACGAUAACCGUCCUGUAAGUCACCAUCUUUCUAGAAACAAUUCUAUGAACAACAAUGGUGGUGGUAAUGGCUGUAACGGCACUGAGAAGCUCGGAGGUAUGGGUACCAGCCAGGAUGACACAAAACCACGACGCCAUUCCAGAGAAAGCGGCUCCGAAAGUUUUCGUUCCACUUUCAUUAAACGUCAACGUUUUGCGGAUUCUUCAAAAGACAGCAGCCUACAAAGUGAUACAAGUAUCGAAUCUGAAGACAGUUUUGCCUCUGUGAUCUACAUUCCGAAACCAGACCAGCAACAUCAACAACAGUCGUUUAGCUCAGCAGCUGAUGGGUUUUGUCCCGGUACAACACGAUUGCCUUCGGGACCUGCAUCUCCGCUUGUAAUGCCCUGUCCAACACCAGCCCAUUCCCCCGCCCCGCUACAUGUUAAUUCGGUCAACGAAAGCGCAGAAUGCAGCAAAUUCAGUUUCGAAGAUGCUACACUUUUGCAUAGAUUAGACGAAAUUUCGCCACCAUUAUCAUCAUCAACAACAUUUGUACAAAGCACGUAUAGCUCUAAAAUUAAAUUACUUAAAUCCCCGCCUUCAAAUGCUUUGGCUUGCACGAAUUCAACGACUUCAACUGCUUCUAGCAACAACAAGACCACGUCCAACAAUAGUAAUACUUGCCAAACCGAUGGUAAAAUAUUAACAACGGCUGAUAAACCUCCAGUACAGAAAAUUACUCGACAGCAAAUCAAAGAUUUGCCGCCGAUUCCUAAAUUUCGGAAAAGUGGCAACUAUCCGAUACUGCGUCGGCAGUCCUCCACUAGCACAGCGGUGCCUGUAGUGCCAAAAUUAUUAUCACUAGAAUUAUUCAACCCAGAAACUGAUGACUUGGACAGCGAUUAUAGCGAGCCAUCAUCGCCGGAUUCAAUUGAUAGUGUUAUAAGCGCCUUACGACCGUCAGGAGCCCCUCAAUCGGUUCCCGCUAGUCAACAACAGUCUACUCAUCCAAUAGCAACAACUAUUCCUCCGCUAGUUGAAGCAGCCGCUGUCGUUGCUCACAAGUUAGAAGAUGCUGUUGAAUUGGUAAUUAAAGAGAGCGAAUGCAAACCUAAACUAUCAAACGGGACAUCUGAAUCACACAGCAAUACGGAUGAUCAGGAUUCCGAUUAUACUUCCUGCAGGCAGCACCUGGUGGAUUUUGCAGAAAAACUAAGUGCUCAACUAUUGAAGGAACUUGAGAGUGAAAAAGAACAGCGAGAAGAAUCUUUCGAUGAAAACAAUAAGGAGUACAGUGAUAGCAAGUUUCGAACUAAAACACUUACACUAGCGGACGCACAGCCAUAUUUGAAAAAACUGAAUGGAGACAUGAGAGAUUUAAACCAACUACGAGCAGAGCUUCGAGAAAGAAGACUCAUGCUUGCGAACUUGAGUCAUGUGGGGACGAGCGGUUUAGGUGGAAGCAACGAUUCGCUAGGACCCAGCUACGGAUCAUCAAUGACACCAAUCAUUCAAGAGGAAUCAGACGACGAAGAGGAGCUUAUCGAUUCUUGUGAUUUCGAGCAGGAUGAUUUCGAAAACAGCAAUGGAGUGCGGGGUGCCAAGUUGAAUUCAACAAAAAACGAUGUAUUUGUGAUUAUUCCAGAGUUGGACGAAGACGAUGCUGACAUAACAACAAACGAUACAGCUUUACUGAUACAGGAAGAGGAAAGCUCGGAGGAGCUUCCUCAAAACAUUGAUAUAGAAUUUCUAGACGAAAGUAACAGUAACAAUAAUAGUACGAAUGAUAGUCAUUUAACUAGCAGUAGACAUAUUUUACCUCUGAAAACUAUCAAUUUGAGCUCCACUCAGUUGAGUGUUAACAUUGUAAACUCUCAACAACACAACAAAUCGGAAGCCAGCUAUAGCGGUGGAUACUGUUCGAGCAGCCAACAAUCCACUUCCCAACAAGACGCUACGUGUAUGGGAGGAGGAGCCAAUGAAACUAGCAAUAGCAAAAAAAUGCCUAGUACCAAUGAAUCAUCAAUUGAAUCUCACACUAGUGUUGACUCUUGGGCUCAUUCAAAUAGUUCGGCCUCGUUGGAUAGCCCCUCAGUGGGGGGCUCGGCCACACAUCAUCGCUACUAUCACGUAUUUCGGGAGGGUGAGUUAGAUGCGCUCAUCAACCACCACGUGGCUAGUUUACAUAUUGUUUCAUCUUACUAUGAACGGGCGUCGUGGUGUGUAGUAGCCGAAAAAGUUCAAGUUUGGACUAUAUAAAUAUACAGAAAGCAGACAAAAAUAUGCAACAGUUGACUAGAUAUGCAUUCUACGACGGAUUAAUUUGUUCCUAGUAGGUAUUUGUUAACACAUUCAAUUUGUACACAUCAGAUCAAAAAAAAAAACUAAGCGCUUCAUACAUCCAAAAAGUGUGAACGAGAUCCUUUUCUUUCGGGGAUUUUAUAAUCAAUGUGAGUAAACACGCUUUACUUGUUUUUAUUCAAAAUAAUAGUACAGUAUAGACCUGUUUACGUACGAAUGUGUUAGUGCCACUAGUUGAGGAAAGUAUUUACAAAUAGUUGUUUUGUUGGCAAUGCUAUGUCUUUAACAGCUGGACAAAUAUUCAGUUGAACACUCAUUACAUGUUUUAAACUUGUUCCUGAAAUAAUUUUUUCAUUCGUGAUCAGAAAUCGGAAGAUGCUGCUGAACAUAAUCGAUCAAAAUUGUUAAAAAGUGAUUAAAGUCGAAGCAGCGAGAUGAGAUGAUUUACAGUUUGGAGGAAACAAAAGUAACUUUACACGGGUUUACACGUUUCCUAGUGUGCGUAGGUGAAAAGUCACUUAUCUCUAUUAUGUCUCCAGUAUUGUUCCAGAAAAUAACGCUGGAAUAACAAGUUAGUUAUGUCAUAAUUGCAAGAAGGAGGUAAAGCUGGGGUUAGUAAGAUUGCAAAGUAACAGCACUUGGCCACAGAAAACGGUUUUAUACUGGAUCUUCCAUAUGCACUAACGCUAAUAGCAAAUUGCGAAGAUAUCAAAAUUUAAAAUGAUUCCGAGUCGACCGCAAAAUACCAGUGAAAUAAUUAUGAUUGUCGGAGAUAGUUCUAAUACAUUCAUGGGACCACUCUUAUACUUACAACGCGCAGUGGAAUAAUUAUGUAUCCAAGUCUAUCCCAGGCCAGUCUGCCAAUGUUAAGUGUUGUACUUGUGAUUUUCGUUUAGCUCGAUCUUUAAUCACUUUGAAGGCUCGUUGUUAGUAGCUUUCAUCACAAACAAUCUCUUUUAUUGGAAUUAUUGAUAAUAGGAAGCUUAUUUGGUUCUGUGAUAAAUCUGUAAAUAUUUUUGGAAUGCACCUUGCUCAAAAUUGCCAACUUGUUUGAUUUUUCUAGUACCUGAAUUUUGCAAAUCGAUAGUUUUUAGAAUUGCCGAAACAAUCGACAAACGUGGCGCUAUUCACAUUGCAAAAAUUAUUUUGUAUUUUUACCAAGUGCUAACUUAUUAACCACAGCAAUUUGAAUUCCGAACUCAAGAACUGUGGAUAAUAUUACCAGCUAUAUUUGAUCUACUGGGUUCAAUACAAGCUAUAAUCGAGCUCUACCACAUGUAACACCACGACGACCGAUUGUAAUUUUAACGUUUUUUUUAUUUCUAUACGACGUCUCAUAUGUGAAACCCACUCAAUUUGUAGAACAUCAUUUUGAACUUAUUGAAUUGAUUUAGUAAGUUCAUACCUAUAGCAAGAAAAACUACAACUAAGCGAGAAAAAGGCUCUAAAAAUGUAUUAUUUAUGUCUCUGUGAUUCAUAUACUACAAUAGAAAGUAGAUACGUAAGAAAAAAGAAGAAUCGAGAAAUAAUGGUGACAAAACUUGCAUCAUUCCAAAAUAAUAUUGUACAUUAUUGUUUUUUCCUCAGUAUAGUACGAACGUGAAUUGAAAACAUAGUUAUUCGAUAUAAGGAUUGAAUCGAAAACUUUUUCAAUAGUUUACUUUUGCUUAAGAAUAUGCAGCGUUUGAUUCAAAACUAUUCCUAAGAGCAUACCGUAAAACGAUUCGAAUCGUAAGACACUAUUGCCGAUAUUUCUGGUGGGACCCUUUUCAACUCAAAAUCUUAUAAACAUAAAAUACAAAGGUUGAAAAAAUGAAUUUUAUGCCAUACAUAUUUCCUUACGCUGAACGCUUUAUUCAGUUCGUCGACAUUGUUUUUUUUCUUUCACGACAUUUCUAGGACUCCCGAAACGGUUCCUGGAGCAGUUGUAUCAUCUGCGUAUGAUAUAAGUACAAUGCAAAUAGCGUCAUCUUUCUAUAACUAAAAAAAGGUGAAUAGGUUGUAAAUAUGUCCUCUAGUUAUUUAUAAAAUCAAAUAACACAAACGUUUUUGUAGCGCAUUUUACAAGUAAUGAAAGAAAAUUCGUUUUAUUUGUGUUCAUUAACUUGUUCAGUUAAACGAUCAGGUUUUCUUUUCAAGCUUAUAUCAAACUCGUUUUUGCGGCGAUGCUACACUGGUGUAGCACUUUUGCCCUUAAAUUCUUCGGUUUUUAUUUUCGAGCUACACCAGAAGUACUCUUUUUUGCAACACUUGAUGGCACGCGACUGAAACAAAGUGUAGUUUGAAAACAACAACAACCAAAACAAACCUGUCAAAUGUCAUAAACAAAUAAAAGCUACACACAAUAUUGCAACUACAAUAGAUCAUUGCACAAUGACGUCACAAAACAAGAAGAAGAAAGGGAUUUGACAGUUGUUGCGGGUUUGCUUACAUAGUAAAAUUUUCGGCUCGAAUAAAAAUGCGGAAGUGUAUUGUUAAAAAUUACGUUCCCAAGUAUAAACCAAAAGAUCAUAGUAACGACUUCGCAUAGGAGGAGAGUUUUCCCAUCGUUUUCGUACUCGAAUCAUUCAUUUUCACUCCUAUCACAUAAAAAGUGAAUGGAACACCUUGUAAACAAACCCGUGGGGAGUGUCAGAAAAGUGAGGUUAUUUUUCGUGUGCAAUGAUCUAUAAAAAUAUUUAUUUUUCAGCUGAAGAUACUAUGUAGCACCACUCCAGACAUGAUUUCGACAUAAAUUACUAGCAUAUAUCGAAACUCUGCUAAUUUGACUAUUCAAAACAAUAUACAAAAAGGCAAGAAACAGAAACAAAUCAAUUGUAACAGAUGCACACAGAUAAGUACUACUAAAAAUAUAGUCAAACAUGACAGCAUCAAACAAUAUAGCAAAAAAUACACAAUUAUAUAACAAACAAAACUAAACUCAUAUCAGAAAAUAAUCGAAUUAGUUAUACCUAACAGAUAGGUUUAACACUAUCUCGUAUUGCAUGUGAUUCAAAAAGGUUUACGAGGUGUCGAGCUGUUUCAAUGUGCAUUUUAUGAAACCCGAACUUCUUCAUGACAGAGAUAGACACUAGUCGCGGCACUGCAUCCCUGUUGUGCAAGAACUGAAUAAACUAUCUUUUUUUCUGUAACAUACUUAAAGAAAAAAACAGUUUCACUUCUGUUAUACUUCCCUUUAAAAAGUGAAAUUCAACAAGCGCCCCAUUUUGGUUAUUCCUCUCGGUAACCAAAUAAGUAAAAAUAAACAGUGAACUGGAGUCAUCUCUACAAAUUCACGAGCAUAAACGAAAACACGUACACACGCCCACAAAUGCGUAUACAGCCACAUAUACACCAACAGAUAUACACCUAAAAGCACAAGGACAUACAUACAUACAUACACACAUACACAUAAUACGGAUACGUAACAGUACACAAUUAUACAUGUCAACCAGCGCAGCAAAUAACCAACAGUAUUCCCUUGCGUGUUUGUUUGCAACUUACCGCCAACAAACACAAGUUUUGUGCGUAAUUUUUUUGUAAGGCUUUAACGAACUAAUUCAAUAAGUUUCAACCCAUCAGCGCUAUGUACAAAAUACAAUAACAAAUCAUAUAGAUAAAGCGAAAUAAAAUCAAAUGUAUGAAUUAAAAACUUCAAAGACAAGUAAAACAGUGUUUAAAAAUUGACAAGUAUUAAACGAAAAUUCAAGGCGAUUAAACCACUUGCAUGCAAAAUAUACCUAAUAGAUGAAGACAGUAUUUAUAUUUCUUUCACUGCAACAUCAGAUAGAAAUAGAACAAUGUGUAACGCGAAGGAAAUGGCAGUCAUGCCUAUUCUCGAACACAAAAACAGAAAAAUACAAUGUUAAUAAAAUCAAACAUUUCAAAAA
This is a messenger RNA of Wyeomyia smithii (pitcher-plant mosquito), 9497 nucleotides long. RefSeq lists its product as uncharacterized. The transcript has 7 exons. Lineage: Eukaryota; Metazoa; Arthropoda; Insecta; Diptera; Culicidae. Bases 1768 to 5586 code for a protein of 1272 amino acids. Gene Ontology annotation, molecular function: tRNA binding; S-adenosylmethionine-dependent methyltransferase activity. The record is from RefSeq and is a predicted model, not a curated record. Gene Ontology annotation, biological process: tRNA wobble uridine modification. Gene Ontology annotation, cellular component: cytoplasm; nucleus.